Messenger RNA from Laccaria bicolor S238N-H82, 1515 nucleotides. RefSeq lists its product as uncharacterized. Bases 1 to 1515 code for a protein of 504 amino acids. Lineage: Eukaryota; Fungi; Basidiomycota; Agaricomycetes; Agaricales; Hydnangiaceae. The transcript is spliced from 3 exons. The record is from RefSeq and is a predicted model, not a curated record.
AUGUCCGUGUCGAUCAACAUCGUCCCCUCGUCUUCGCGCCUGCACAUGUUUGGCGACCCAGAUCCUCUCUCUGCAUACUCUCUAUCAGGACACGUUUCCAUCUCGCUCUCAUCGCCCUACUCCUUUUUUUCCACCCGCCGCACCGCCCGAGUCCUCCUGGAAUCCGUCUCCCUGACGUUUGAAGGCCAAUCAGAAAUCAACACACCUGAAACCGGGUAUGCCGCCAUCCGCCUCUGCUCUGUCUCUCGCGACGUUGCGCCUUCCGAGCCCAUGGAACUGACAAACCAUGGCCACGAAGACGAUACCUGCCAAUGGAACGUCAUCUUCAACCUUCCCAUCCCAGGCUGGCUACCAGCGACUAGUACCCUCGGAUUGGAAGAACUCGGUGUUCGGUAUGCGCUAUACGCUACUGCAAAAUUCAUCAUGCUAGAUUCGGAGGACAACCACCGCCAUUCAUGGAGCUUAGCAACGCUUUGUGCGCCUUUUCGCUCGCGUGUUAGAUCCGUAGACGCCAGCACCCCCAUCAAACUCGACCGCUUCAUCUCGCCUGACCCCCAUCCCCCUCCGAUGACGAACUACCUCGUGAACCCGACGCCGAAGGAUAGCCCACGCAUUCCCCGAGAGGUAUUGUCAAAGAUACAAGUUUUAGCGUCGGUGCCAGAGUUUGUGAACAUCCAAGACACAUCGGUACCAAUAACGCUCCGCAUGCGCACCAGAGAUCUAACAGGGGACGAAUGCAAACGACUACAAAUUGCCAACCUAUCCAUCAACAUCAUCCAACACGAAAAAUUCCGCAUCCGCCCCUCCCCUGCAUACUUGACGUCCUUCCCACUACCCCCUGCUCCCAUGCAACCACCCAACCUCCCCCUUCGUGACCCACACCCUAUAAGCACGCUCUACGAUCUCUCCAUCCUCCAUGCCUCUUCUUCUGGCAACGCAGAAGCCAUCACCCGGUCCUUUUCUCUCCUUCCUCGCGGUGACGAUGGUACCUAUAAGCUCUCCUCAGACAACUACGCCUUCAUUGACGACUUUAAACUAUCCUCCGACGCAACACCGACGUGGUACACCAUGGAAACACAUGUCCCCUUUGCUCAACUGAGCUCAGCGAGCGUGGAUGAGGAACAGGAAUCGUGGGCAGGCGAGCCCGUCAUUAGGGAGAGCGCGGCCGGGGCGCUUUGGGUCGUGUGGCACGAUUUGAAGGUGGAUGUGACGUUCUUGUAUGAUUUGGAUGGUGGGGAGAAGGCGAGAGAGACGUUGGGGUUUUCAGUCCCACUUAGGUUUGGAAGGGAGGCGCCUUUGCGUUCGCUCGAUUCGACAACGACACCUCUAUCUCCGCCCUCACUUUCACAUCUCAAAGCAACACUCCCGCCGUACUCGCAGCUCUACGACUCGAAUGGCGAUCGGAAGAUUGAUUAUUCAGUCCCGCUGCCGCUUUAUACGCCCCCAAAGUUGCCUCUUUAUCAGACGGCGGAGGGGGAGAGGGAUUGGAAGGAUGGGUUGCGGGCAGCUUUAUGA